Molecule: messenger RNA, 1140 nt
Organism: Coffea eugenioides
Lineage: Eukaryota; Viridiplantae; Streptophyta; Magnoliopsida; Gentianales; Rubiaceae
Exons: 1
Coding region: 1-1140 (379 amino acids)
Source: RefSeq, a predicted model, not a curated record
AUGGAAAUUGUGGUGCCAAUUCAUCAAAACAUGGAUUUUGAUUUCAAUAGUGCUCGUUCUUCUCCAAUGCAUCAUUCCAGCAGUCCUUGUACCCCAAAGGCUUUUGGAGGAGAUUUCUACAGCAGUGCUCCCGCCAGCCCAUCUCGGCUCUCCCAGUUUUACCGGGAGUUUGAUGAAUUCCUGAGGAUCAACGAGAAUAUCAGCAAUGGAGAAGGCUCUUAUUCAGAAGCGGCUGUGCCUUUUGACUGGGAAGAAAAGCCUGGUACCCCAAAACCACCCAAGGCCGCCGCCACAAAACAUGAUGAUGAUUUUGCUUUUCAUGUUGGUCUUGAUGAUUUGGAAACAGCAUCUCUGUCAGCUGAAGAACUGUUUGAUGGCGGAGUAAUUAAGCCUUUCAAGCCUCCGCCUGGACUGCAACUUCCUUCUGCAGCAAGAAUCAGUGGCUCAAGCUCAAUUAAUCUAUCCCCAACAUCGCCAGUAUCGGCAUCACAGCGCAAGAAGAUUAUGUUGGGGUUCUCGCCAAGGUACAAGAGAGAAUCCUCCACCCCUUUUAGUCAUUCGGCCAAAACAACGGGUCAAAGAUCGCCGAGGGCCGAUAGAGGAAGGGAAAGAGCUCCUGCAGGGAUGAAAUCAUCGAGCCGAAGAGGAACAAGAUCGCUCUCUCCUUUAAGGGUUUCUCGGUAUCCUUGGGAACAAGAAGAGCAGAGCAGCCAGCAGCAGAAUAGAAGCGAGUCAUCAAUCAUUACCAAAACUGCAUCUAACUUUGCCUCUUCAGCUUUGGCUUCAUUUUCAAAAGGGUACAAGAAAUGGAAUUUCAAAGACUUUUUCUUAUUCCGAAGCGCAUCAGAAGGCAGAGCAGCCGACAAAGAUCCUCUGAAAAAAUAUACAGCUGCAGUCAGGAGACGUGAAGAUGUGAGGACUUCGAGCAUGAGGAGUAUUGAUAGCCCUUCUGGGUUGGUUCCAUCAAGGAGGAGGAGUCCUGUUUCUGCUCACGAAUUGCAUUAUACUGUUAACAAAGCAGUUUCUGAAGAUCUGAAGAAGAAGACCUUCUUGCCUUACAAGCAGGGGAUUUUGGGAAGACUUGCAUUCAAUCCUGCAGUUCAUGCACUUGCUAAUGGAUUUGGAUUAUCUCACAAGUGA